CCUUAUGGUCUAUACAAGUUAUGUAUUUUCCUUAAUUUACGGUACGAUUAUCCAACAAUGUUCAUAACAGAGAAUGGCUGGUCAACAAAGACUGGUCUAUGGGAUAGAAGCAGGGCAGAGAAUAUGAGGAGAUAUUUAAACGCUUUAUUACUAGCCAUAGAAGAUGGUACAGAAGUAAUGGGUUACACUGUAUGGAGUCUAAUGGAUAACAUCGAAUGGAUAGCGGGUAGUAGUGAACGCUUCGGACUAUACGAGGUUGAUUUUGAAUCAGAAGAGAAAACAAGAACAGCUCGUCUCUCUGCGCAUGUAUACAAAAGAAUAAUAAAAAAUAGAAUAAUAGAAGAUAAUUGGGAACCGAAAAACUUGAAAAUAAGUAAACCGAAAAGAGUUGAUUUGUAAUUUAUGUUUAAAAAGUUAUAAGAUUAAAUUAUUAUUAGAUACUUGCUUUAAUUUGGUGAUACGAUACUUUAGAAAUAAAUAGCUGUUGCACGCGACUCCGUCCGCGUGGAUAUAUAAAAUUUAAUUAAUUU
Papilio xuthus (Asian swallowtail) is the source of this 530-nucleotide messenger RNA. Its product is annotated as myrosinase 1-like. The record is from RefSeq and is a predicted model, not a curated record. The transcript has 2 exons. NCBI's taxonomy places the organism in Eukaryota, Metazoa, Arthropoda, Insecta, Lepidoptera, Papilionidae. Bases 58 to 399 code for a protein of 113 amino acids. Gene Ontology annotation, molecular function: beta-glucosidase activity. Gene Ontology annotation, biological process: carbohydrate metabolic process.